UGCGCUCUGGAGGCGGAACACAAGUGAGGACUGUGAAGAUUUUCCCUUUGGUUUGAUGUCGCUUGUUCAUCGUGAUGGAUGUGUUUUCAUGAGGUGAUAAUAGAAUGAUGUGGUUGCUGCUGCUGUUAGUGCUGCUGUGCGUAAAGACCUCGGUGAGCUCUCCUGUGGCGGAGGGUUUUCUGGAGCGAUAUGGAUACCUGCAUGAGGAGAAUGAAACUCACAGUGCAGCUGAAGUCAAGUCUGCCAUCAGAGAGUUUCAGUGGUUGUCUCACCUGCCCAUCACUGGAAGGCUGGAUAGUGCCACACUGCAGAAGAUGACAUCACCUCGAUGUGGGGUUAAAGAUGCCCGUAGCCAAAGUGCCUGGAGUCAAAGGGUGAACAGCAUCUUCACAGGCUACAUGGGCAGGCGUGGGCGGCACCUCCGUAAGAAACGUUACAUUCGGUCAGGAGAGAAGUGGUACAAACGUCACCUGACGUAUCGCAUCAUAAACUGGCCAAGGAACCUCUCUCCCAGUCAAGUGCGCUUUGCAGUGCACAUAGCAUUCAAGCUCUGGAGUAAUGUGUCUGGACUGGACUUCCAGGAAGACAGCCAUGGUCCUACUGACAUCCGUCUGGCCUUUUUUGAAGGAGAACAUAAUGAUGGGACAGGAAAUGCAUUCGACGGACCAGGUGGUGCUCUGGCUCACGCGUUUUUCCCAUUCCGUGGUGAAGCUCACUUUGACAUGGCUGAGCGCUGGACUCUAACCGGUCUUAAAGGACACAAUCUGUUCCUGGUAACCGCCCAUGAGAUCGGUCACACUCUGGGAUUGGUUCAUUCACCCGUCCGUCAUGCUCUCAUGUCACCAUACUAUAAGAAGAUGGGCCACAGUGCGCUGCUGAGCUGGGACGACAUCACAGCUAUUCAACAACUGUAUGGUAAACCAUCUGGGGAUGCAUUCAAGCAGCUGGCAGGACGUACUCUGAAUUGGGCCAUAAAGGAGUGGGAGAUAUCUGAAGAACCUAAAGGAGGUUUCCACACGCCUCACUACUGCCAGGGUUCCUUUGAUGCCAUCACCACAGAUGAGAGCGGGGCAGUGCUGGUGUUUCAGGGCCGUCUGUUCUGGACUGUAUCUAAUGGCAGUGUGAGCGCUCCUCUACCACUUCAGACGCGCUGGCCGAAGCUUCCAUUGGCCAUCGAAGGAGCUGUAUUCUCACCGCUGGACAACAAAUUUUAUUUCUUUAAAGGAAGGCGGAUGUGGCGUUACUCAGGCUCUGAUCUGGACCCUGGAUUCCCCAGGAAGAACAGUGAAUCCAGCUUGCCUAAACACCCUGACUGUGCCUUCUUCUAUCGCCCUCUGGGCCACAUGGUGGUCUUCAAAGGAUCCCGUUACUUCGUCCUGAACCUCAAAACUCUAAACGCGGAGCUGUACUACCCUCGCAGUCUGAGGGACUGGAAGGGAAUUCCGCGGGGGGUAAACGGAGCCCUGACCCGGCCCGAUGGGAAACUGUACUUCUUUAAAGAGCAGCAGUACUGGAGGUUUGAUCCAGGGAAGGUGCGCAUUACUACGACUGGACUGUGGGGAGAGAGGCUGCAGUGGAUUGGCUGCCACAGGACUCCAUCAUUACAGGGUAAUGAGCUACUCUGACCAAGAGAGGGAGCCAAAGCAGAUUCACAUUGUUGAGAGGAGUUGAGGAUAUGUGCAAUUCACACACCAGAAACAGUUUGUCUGGGACACAAAGGCCAGGAAACAUCUUCUUCAGUUACAAUCUACAUAUUGCAAAGAGAGAUGAGUAAAAUGAUAUAAUCUGGUAUAUUUUUAGUGCUAUACAUAGGUGUUUCUUCAACUUCAGACACUUUUGGCACUGUGGAUUUCUAGAAAUGAAAGUCUUGUAAAAAAAAAAUUCACACCUGCAAUAUUUUUUUUUUAAAUUUAUUUGUCUGCUGACAAUGUCCAAUAGUGUAUGUACAAGCAUCACAUGAGAUGUAUGAAAUUGUUUCUGAAAGUCAUGAAAAUUCCCACCACAGUGUGAUUUCCAGCACAUCUCAAAUUCUGUAUUGUGUUUAAUAGAAUUCUGUGCUGGAAAUAACGCUGAUGGAAAUUACAUUUUAAAAUGAUCCACUCCUUUGUCUUGCUAAGGCUGAUUCUUUUCAAAGAUAUCCUUUUAUGUAUCAUAAACACAAUUAAAUAAUUUUUUGCAUAGUUUGGUAAAAUUACAGUUUGAUUGGCAAUCAUGCCCAAUGAAAAUAUUCUGCACACAAGUGAUAUUUCCCUUGAUUUUUCUGUUUUCUUCAAGCAUCACUUGUCUCAUAUUUCAUCUCAAGCAUGCUCUACAAUGAAAUUUUUGUCCACUUGGUUAACAAGUACACUAACUAUUGAAAAAACUUUAUUAGGGGUAAACUUGUUUGGUGCGGUGGAAAUGACAACUGUGGGACAGACUUACUUUUUGAAAAAUUUAUGGAAAUCAUUUUCAUAAUAAAUAUUGAAGCAGUUUGUUUAUUUCAGGUUUGUUUUGGAUUAUCAUAAUUUUAAAUGUAAUAAUUUUUAUAAUUGUAUUAUAUGUAUUUAUUUUUAAUAUUGAAAGUCUGAGUCUGGGACAAUGCUAAAACUAAAAUCUAUACCUGCAAGGCAUUUAAAAGUACUUAAAAUAAAUGAUGAAGUUAUGGUAAAAAGUUUCCAACUUCACAUAACAAAAAGAAAAAGUUUCAGUCAGUUCAUGUGAAUAAAAAUCAACCCUGUGACAUAAAAGUUCACAAAGUUGAAGAAACACCUAUAUAUUUGUCCUUAUGACAAUGUUUUUUUUUCUCCCAAUUUGGAAUGCCCAAUUCCCAGUGUGCUUUUAAGUCCUCGUGGUGACGUAGUGAUUCGCCUCAGUCCGGGUGGCGGAGGAUGAAUCCCAGCUGCCUCCGCGUCUGAGACCAUCAACCCGCGCAUCUUAUCAUGUGGCUUGUUGUGCGUGUUGCGGCGUGGAGACAUGUGGAGGCUUCACGCUAUCCACUGCGGCAACCAUGCUCAACUCACCAUGCACCCCACUGAGAACGAACCACAUUAUAGCGACCACGAGGAGGUUACCCCAUGUGACUCUACCCUCCCUAGCAACUGAGCCAAUUUGGUUGCUUAGGAGACCUGGCUGGAGUCACUCAGCAUGCCCUGGGAUUCGAACUAGUGAGCUAGCAAACUCCAGGGGUGGUAACCAGGGUAUUUUACCACUGAGCUAGCCAGGCCCCCUUUAAAUUCUUUUAAUAAUUUAUGCUUUUUUUUUCCUUUUUUUUUUUACUUGCAUAUUACUUGACACUUGUUCACUAGCAGCAUCAAAUGAAAUGAGACCCAUUGUGAUUUUGUUCCUAAUAAAAUCCACUGUGUUGGCUUAAUGUGAGGAAUAUUCUACAUGUUCCACAGCAGUGGUUUUUAUGCCUUUGUUUUGAAUUUCUCACAUUGCUAACAUCAGCAGUGGGCAUCAGGGUGUCAUUCUUACAAUUUGAUUUAAACUAUGUAUUAUGCAGUUCCUAAUUAAGUUACUGGCACUUACAUGCCAAAGCAAAUGCUUUUUUUUUUUUUUUUUACUUGCAUUUGACGGUUGGUGAGGGUUAUAUUUUGGAACCUUGGUGUGGGGCACCUUAGAGAUCAGAUUAGGCCACAAACAGCAUCUGAUAUACAGCAGACGGAAACACUAAAUGUCAAAACAAUUACUUUAAUACACUUCUACUAUGAUGAACAUGUUUUCAAUGACUGAGUUCAGUCAUUUUUAUAGUUUUUUUUUCCCUGAGACUUAAA
Molecule: messenger RNA, 3752 nt
Organism: Myxocyprinus asiaticus (Chinese sucker)
Lineage: Eukaryota; Metazoa; Chordata; Actinopteri; Cypriniformes; Catostomidae
Gene: mmp28
Product: matrix metallopeptidase 28
Exons: 8
Coding region: 105-1625 (506 amino acids)
Biological process (GO): extracellular matrix organization; proteolysis; collagen catabolic process
Cellular component (GO): extracellular matrix
Molecular function (GO): metalloendopeptidase activity; zinc ion binding
Source: RefSeq, a predicted model, not a curated record